AGACGAUACAUAUGUUAUUAAAGUAUGUCACACAAGUUACUUUAACUCUUGUAAGUGCUGAUGCGUCCUCCUUCAGAAUUAUCUUUUUGUCUCAUAUGUGGUUGUCAUCACCAGUGAUGUAUCAAUUUGUAUUUUUUCAGAAGAUUUUGUUCCGUGCUCAUUCUUUUUUAAAUCUUUAACAUGAAGCAAAGACUGGAUAUCAAGUAAAAAUGAUAAUGAUAAUUAGCUAAAUUUAUCGAACUUCUUUUUUACAACUAUAAUAGAUGCCACUCUUUCAGUAAACAUCCAUCAAAUAAUUCAUAAUGGGUUUGUAACGUAGUUAAUUAACUCGAUAGUUCCGUAAGUGUGUUAUUCAAAUUGUGCCACCAGCACGAGCAGUAGCGAAGGGACAGUAAAUGUUGGCACUCACACAAAUGUGUUUCAUAUGUAAAUAUGUAGGAAAAUAUUUAAAUUCUAAUAAAUAGUGAAAAGUAUGUAUGUAAUGUGAGGCAUGUGUUCAGGGAAAUAAGAGCGAGCUCGGUGUCCGGAACACUAAAAAUAAUAAAUGAAUGUCAAUGGCACUAGUCCACAUAGUGUCAGACAUUCGAGUCGGAUGUCCGAGUACAGCGUGUCUUGGGUGCGUUCGAGUGACCUUCAAAUAUUGACUCACGCUGGAGCGGUGUUCACGGCCGACUCGCGAGUCUCCUGUUCGGAGGCUCCUUAUAACAGUGAAUUUGAAGAUGUCGACGACCCAUCCGGAGAUCUGUCUCUCUACAGAGGAGGCAUCCUGACGUCACGAGAUGACUCCUGGGACACUGUGGGAAGCGUCCACACCUUGAAGAUUGAAAGGCUUCGAGUCAGUGACUCGGGCAGAUACGAGUGUCAGAUUAACACAGAACCGAAGUUGAGUCUGUUCUUCAACCUGACAGUUGUAGAAACAUCUCUACCGUCGGUGGUGGUGCGAACCCUGAACACUGAUGCCGGUGAUGUGGUGUGGGUGGUCGGGGAGGGGGAGGGUCGUGGAGCUCGACUGACGUGUGAGGCACGCUAUGAACCUGCGGCAGGCUCCUUGCUGCACGACGAGGUGCUGGCAGCCCUGCCACCACUGAGGAUCACCUGGAAACACGAGGGGGAAACGAUCGACCCGCAAAGUCCACGCGGAGGUAUCUCCCUGGACUCGGAGCGCUGGUCCGGGCGGGUGGUGUCCCGACUGACUCUGGCGCGGGUGACGGGACCCGAUGCCGGGCGGUACUGGUGCGGAGUUGGAGAUGCGGGGGCUGUGACGCAGCUGAGAUUGAAACACGACCAAGGGUUAGAACCUGAUGUCGGUGAGUUGGAAUGGAUGCAGCGUGACCAGGCCGUCGCUCGUGUGAGUGGGGCCGGCUGUAUCAGAGACAGCAGCCUCGUCCCGGCGGUGGCGCGGACACUUUGCUCCCUGAUCAUGAUGAUGAUGAUGAAGCUCCUCACGUGACGUAACACUCGACUUAUGUAAAAUAUGUACAUAGUUAUUUAUAGAGCUUGUAAAUAAAUGAGAUGGUACGUGUCGA
Messenger RNA from Danaus plexippus (monarch butterfly), 1526 nucleotides. RefSeq lists its product as uncharacterized. The record is from RefSeq and is a predicted model, not a curated record. NCBI's taxonomy places the organism in Eukaryota, Metazoa, Arthropoda, Insecta, Lepidoptera, Nymphalidae. The transcript is spliced from 5 exons. Bases 545 to 1450 code for a protein of 301 amino acids. Gene Ontology annotation, biological process: synapse organization. Gene Ontology annotation, cellular component: neuron projection membrane.